GUGGUUGGUUGAGUGUCAUUUUUGUCCAGUUUGUGUGUUUUUAUUAAGUUUUAGGGCAGUAAUGAAUAUAUUUUUUACUAAUAUUUUAGUGGAAGUAACAACAGUGACAAUAAUGCGUGCCGAACCUUUUAUACCUGACUAAUUGGCAUCUUUGAGUCAUCACGGAUUCUCCAGAGCGAGCAAUAGGUAGGGCCAGCGAUGGAGGUGGCAGCCCGCGCGCUCGACGUGCUGCCCCUGCUGCAGGAGCGGGUGGCGGCGCUGACGGGGGGCCGCGACCGCCGCGGGGGGCCCAUCAUAUGGUUCCCCGCCAACUCGCGCCGCGACCGCGUCGCCCCAGAUGACUACCGCCGCCUGCUGCACUAUUUAAUGAGUAUACCAUGUGAUUCUGUCAGAUCGCAUGGCUUCACGAUACUAAUUGACAUGCGAUAUGGUUCAGCUUGGGCUGCUGUAAAGCCCAUUCUAAAAGUUCUCCAAGAACACUUUUCCUCAUCCGUCCACCAGGCAUUGGUUGUCAAACCUGACAAUUUCUGGCAAAAGCAACGCACAACGAUAGGAGCUCAUAAGUACAAGUUUGAGACAACCAUGAUUAGCUUAGAGGCACUUCCCAAGGUGAUAGAUAGCUCACAAGUAACAACAGAUUUAGAUGGCACACUCCAAUAUGAUCACGCGCAGUGGAUCGAUUUGCGAUUGGCCUUAGAAGAGCUGGUGUGGCAAGCGGGCGAGCUGAUCGAUCGGCUGGACGACCUGCAGGAGGACGUGGCGCGCGCGGACUUCGCCGACGACGUGACGGGCGCGCGCCGCGCCAUCGACGCGCACGCAGACAUCAGCAAGCGGCUCGCCAAGGUGCCCGUGGAUGAACUAGAGGCGCAAGGCGAGCGCGUCCUCCAGCGCUUGGAGGCGGCGGAGGCAGCUUGCGCGGAGGCCAGCGGCAGCGGCGGCGAGGCGGCGUUCCACUGCGGCUCGCCGGGCGCCGUGCGUGCGCAGCUGGCCGGCGUGCGGUCUGCCCACGCGCACGCGCACAAACUGUGGCAGCACAAGAAGAUGCAGCUCGACCAGUGCUUCCAGCUGCGGCUGUUCGAGCAGGACUGCGAGAAGAUGCUCGAAUGGAUCGUAAACCAUCGCACGGCGUUUCUCGCUACCUACGUCGAGAUCGGAAGAUCCUGUGCAGCAGCUAAACGCCUUCAAGAAGAACACGCUAGGUUCGCCGCAGCGUGCACCGGCGGCGGGCGGCCCAGCGUGGCGCGUGUGACGACUGCUGCUCGACGCCUGGCCGACAAGCGCCACUACGCCGAAGCCCACAUCACGGCGCUUGCGCAUCGCCUCGAACGCGCUUACAAGCAGCUUUCCGCCGGCCUAGAGGAGCGCUCGGCAGUGCUGUCUCUGUCCGUGGUGUUCCACCACAAGGCCGAGGCGUACGCGUCAGCCGUGGGCGGGUGGGGCGCGCAGUGCGCGGUGGCGCUGCAGCUGGCCACGGGGCAGGGCGGCGCGCCGUGCGGCGACCCGCGCGCGCUCGAGCAGCACGCGCAGCGGCACCGCCAGCUUUACGAGCACAUGUGCCAGGCGUACACAGAGGUUCAUUCCACUAGUAAAAAGCUGCUAUACCAGCUUGAUCACCUAGUUCAAGUUUGCCAUCAAACCGACCCUGCGGAUAUGAGCGACGGGUCCGUAAGCACGGCAGGCAGUAGCGGCGGCGACCCGGCGGCGGAUUACAGCUCGGGCGCGAAUCAUGUGCUCGCCGUCAUACACCAGAUAUUAGGCCACCACCGGGCCUUAGAAGCGCGCUAUCACCAGGCCAGGCUCAAGCUGCACCAACGACUUGCGUUGCUUUUGUACAAAGAGGAUUGUAGGCAGGUUUUGGACUGGUUGGCGAAUCAUGGUGAAGUUUUCCUGCAGAAAAAUACAGGAAUAGGACGGAAUCUCCACAAGGCAAGAGUGUAUCAGAAAUCUCAUGAACAUUUCGAAAAUGUUGCUCAAAAUACGUACACGAACGCCGAGAAACUUCUGGCAGCAGCGGAGGAGUUGGCACGCUCAGGCGAAUGCGACCCCGAAGAAGUGCUGGGUGUUGCGAGAGAUUUGGAAGCGCACGUGGCAGCGUUCGCGGCGCGCGUCGACCGCCGGCGGAGAAGGCUCGACUUGGCCGUGCUGCUGUAUACUCACGAGAAAGAGCUCCUCCAAUGGCUUGAGACGCUUCGCAGCGGCGGCGGCGUGUGCGCAUCGGACGACACGCCCGAGGCGGCGCGGCGCGCGCUCGAGCAGUGCGCACAACACCGCGCCGCCAGCCUCGACGCCUGCGCCGCCACCAUCGCGCAGGGCGAGGCGCUACUGCAGGACUUACGAUCGUCGGGCGACUCAGAUGCGGCGAGCACAGCCGCCGUGGAGACGACGUUGGAGCGGCUGCGCGGCACCCGCGGCGCGCUCGAGGAGCUGUGGUCCGACCGCGAGCGCAGGCUUGAGCUCACGCUCCAGCUGAGGCACUUUGAACGCGACGCACUCGAGGUGUCCUCGCGCCUUGAGUUGUGGGGCGACGAGCUACAGCGCACGGAGCCGCCGCGCGACCCGCAGCAGGCCGAGCAGGCCCUCGCCGCGCACAACGAGAGCGUGGCCAGGAUGCAGCACGCCACCUACCAG
Messenger RNA from Ostrinia furnacalis (Asian corn borer), 2628 nucleotides. RefSeq names its product triple functional domain protein-like. The transcript has 16 exons. Gene Ontology annotation, molecular function: protein binding; guanyl-nucleotide exchange factor activity. Gene Ontology annotation, cellular component: extrinsic component of membrane; cytoplasm; plasma membrane. The annotation marks the transcript as partial. The record is from RefSeq and is a predicted model, not a curated record. Gene Ontology annotation, biological process: axon guidance. NCBI's taxonomy places the organism in Eukaryota, Metazoa, Arthropoda, Insecta, Lepidoptera, Crambidae.